Linum trigynum is the source of this 685-nucleotide messenger RNA. NCBI's taxonomy places the organism in Eukaryota, Viridiplantae, Streptophyta, Magnoliopsida, Malpighiales, Linaceae. The record is from the annotation of a GenBank genome assembly.
UACAUGUCUCAAAAACUUCUCUCAAUUUGGGAAAAGAAAGACAGCAAAGAAGAGAGGAAUGGCUGCUACUACUUCCUCCAUCUUUGCAGCUACAGUCCUGAUCUUGUUCGCGGUAACUUCCGCAGCGGCGAAUUGGGACGAGGAAGCUCCCACGUCGGAGCUCAUCCAUGUCUCCGGCAAGGUCCUCUGCCAGGACUGCCAGAAGAGCUACAAAGACUGGAUCAGCGGCGAAAGACCCAUCAAAGGCAGCACGGUGUCGCUGACGUGCAUGGACGACCGGAAGCGGGUGCAUCACUACGACAGCGACUUGACCGACGAGCGAGGGGAGUACGAGAUGGUGGUGAGCAAGUACGUCAACGGGAAGCGACUGAACGAGAAACAAUGCUGGGUCAGGCUGGUGAGCUCCCCUGAUUCCGACUGCAACGUUCUCACCGACUUCGCCGGAGGGAAGUCCGGCGUCAGACUCAGCCAGCCCACGUCGGCGUACCGUGGCACCACCAAGUACGACGUCGGAUCGUUCUACUACACGCACCCAAGGUGCGAGCGACCGGAGAUUGGCGAGUCUGAUGACAAAUCCGGUGACGAUCAGGAGUACUAUCGUUACCCUGAAACCAAAUACUGAUAUUUUUCUGUUUUAAACGUGUAUUAUUUCGCUAUUUAGAACGACUAAAUUGAAAUGAUUUUG